CAGCAGCAACAGCAUCAACAAUCCUUGCAAUCAGCCCGUCGUCCAUCGAGCGACGCCAGUCCCUCGUCACUUGGUCCGUUUGUCCUGCCCACGUCGAUGACACAAACACCCAGCAUGCACUUGUUGGAGAACAACAACCUGAUGGAAGUCGCAAUCGCCCAGCAGCACCAGGCACAGCAGCAGGCAGCCCAGCAAAAGCACCAGGGCAAGCAGACCAGCAGUCCCACCAACAACAACAACAACAACAACAAUAUCGACGCCUGGAGGCUCAUUCAAAGUGGACACCAGUGGUGGAGUCCACCCAGCAGCGUUCAUCAGGACCAAGAAAUGUCUCCCAUCUCCCAGCCCAGCCAGGUCCAGAGCAUCAUUCCCAGCCAGGUCCAGAGGCUUCAGGCUCAGGUUCAGGCUCAAACCGCUCAGCAGCAAUCCCAAACUCAGCAGCAGCAACAACCUGCUCAGUCAGACGUUGAUCAGCCCCUGGACUUCUCUGUUGGCUCCAUGCAGCAGCAGAGGCUCCAUUCCCGCGUUCAAACCAUUCAUGAUAGACUCCAGGGCAAGAUGCAUGACAAUAACAAUACCACGGGUGCCGCUGUUAAGAUUGUAAACAGUGCUAGAAGAAGUAACAGCCCCAGUGAGGCUAGCACCAGCGCCAGUGAAGAUGAGGGAGUGUCUACUGGUGGUAGUCCUUCGGGUCCUUUGAGGGGUGCUGAAAAUGAUUCCUGUGAUACUAUCGUAGAUAGAUCUUACGGAAAAGUGUGGAGGGGUGAUGCCGAGAGCACGUGGAGAAGUGAACAGCAGAAUUUCAAGAGAACAUCACCUUUAAAUAUUUGUGCAAUAACAACUGCAGCAGCAAUGACCACCACCGCGAGCAGUGUCACGUCUCAACCUCACCUGUCACCUUCAAUCGCAGCUCCUGUCACCACUCCUGAUCACAGGACUGCCAUUUCAUUACAAGCUAAACAGGGUAUUUCUCCAGCGAGUGACGCACUUGGACGGAUCGACAAAGAUGUAGAAUCUCCAGAAUCGAUUAACGAUGCCGACUUACACGGUGAUGUCGAUGCCCCAGAUCUCAGUGGUGAUGACAGGAGUAUCGCAAGUGACGUCCACGAUGCUCACGAGGCUAUCUUGGACCACGAUUCCAUGGACUCUGACCGCGGGGCUCUCAAUCUGGUUACAGAUGUGUCACAGCGGAAUAGCAGUGGUGGUACCAGCGGGAGUGCAUCAUCCCCGAGUUCCGGGGUGAGCAGUCAGCUAACCGGAAGCCACGCUGGUGCUGGAAAUUCCCCGGCAGCGUUGGCGGCCCAACUGGUCAGCCAGCAGUUGCUGAUGCACGGAUCUCUGGGCGCUUUAAGCUCCCAAGAAAUUCAGGCACUUGCAUCGACUCUUCAGCAGCAACAAUCGCUCCAGCAAUCGCUGCAGCAGCAUCUCCAGCAGAUCGCAAUGUUCCAGCAAGCUAAUCCGGCGACGGGUCAACUUCCUGCACAAGCGCAGUUUUUCUUACAAAAUCAGGUACAACAGGCAGUGGCACAAGCGGCCCAACAGCUUCAAGCAUUGCAAAAACAGCAGACACUACAAGGUAGCAAUAUUGUAGGCCGUAAUGUCAGUCAGCAAAGAUCUCCGCCGCCACCUGGUACCCCACCGGCCGUUAAGCCGCCGACUACAAGGCUAGAUCCGUCGCCCGAAGAGACAACAGAUCUCGAAGAGUUGGAGCAAUUUGCCAAGACGUUCAAACAGAGGCGUAUUAAACUCGGCUUUACUCAAGGAGACGUCGGUCUUGCCAUGGGAAAACUCUACGGGAACGAUUUCUCUCAAACGACUAUCUCAAGGUUUGAAGCGCUGAAUCUCUCGUUCAAAAAUAUGUGUAAAUUAAAACCUCUGCUACAAAAAUGGCUCGAGGAUGCCGACAACUCGCUGAACAACCCUAACUCGCUGUCGAAUCCAAUGACAACCCCCGAAGCGAUCGGAAGACGAAGGAAAAAACGGACCUCUAUUGAAACGAGCGUUCGGGUCGCUUUGGAGAAGGCUUUUUUGCAAAAUCCCAAACCUACGUCUGAGGAAAUCACUAUUCUUGCCGAUAGUUUAGCCAUGGAGAAAGAAGUCGUCAGAGUGUGGUUUUGCAAUAGGCGACAAAAAGAAAAACGGAUCAACCCACCAACAGCCGCAAUGGGAAGUCCGACAAUGCCAUCAUCGGCGCCCUCGGUAUUUGCUUCAUUGGCGAGUUCGAUGUCUGCAAGCCCCUUGGCACUAACCACCCACUCGUCGGGAAUGUCAGGACACCCUCACUCGACGCCUCUUGGUUCACCUUUACCGUUGGCGCUGGUGGCAUCCGCGGGGGGGAAUUAUCAUAGUCUAAAUAGCAAAUCUCACGAGUGACAGCAGCCUGCGACCCACCAAAGGGACGCUAUUUAUUACCAUCACCAACAACAACAACAACAACAACAACAACAACCCCAACAGCCACAACAGCCCCAGAAUCAUUUCCAUCACCUUAACCAUGAUCACCGCCA
Messenger RNA from Cotesia glomerata, 2507 nucleotides. Its product is annotated as POU domain, class 2, transcription factor 1-like. The transcript is spliced from 9 exons. Gene Ontology annotation, biological process: regulation of transcription by RNA polymerase II. Bases 97 to 2373 code for a protein of 758 amino acids. The record is from RefSeq and is a predicted model, not a curated record. Lineage: Eukaryota; Metazoa; Arthropoda; Insecta; Hymenoptera; Braconidae. Gene Ontology annotation, molecular function: DNA-binding transcription factor activity, RNA polymerase II-specific; RNA polymerase II cis-regulatory region sequence-specific DNA binding.